AUGGAGCCACCAUCCCGUGCGGCACGGACUUCUCAUGGAUGCUGGACUUGUCGACUACGGCGGAAGAAAUGCGACGAACAACGCCCUGUAUGUGGCAUUUGUGAGGCCCUCUGCAUCACCUGCCACUAUGACGACAAGAAGCCCGAGUGGAUGGAUGGCGGCACAAGGCAGGAGGAAAUGAUAGAGAAGCUGAAACGAGAAGUGAAGCAGAAUGCUCCCUACCGCCGAGUUGAGCGUCCGCACGUCUCCAGUGAAAAGGUGUUGAAUACCGACCUUGGCGAAUGGCCAGCAGGACCCCAAAAGAUGAUGCCAGAACCGACGCAAAACGAGACAUGCAGAAGCACAGAGUCGCAUGUAUCACUAUUACAAGGGACGGGCUGUGUUCAUAUAGACAGAAGCAGCUUGGUGGGCCGAUCCGACUCAAUCCUUACGACAUUCUACCUCCAGAGUGUGCUCCCCUUCCUGUUCCCAUUCUAUCGUCCUUCAAUCGCACGAGGCGGGACAGCAUGGAUCUUGGAACUGAUGAUCCGCAGCCCGGUGGUCAGGCAAGCUACAUUAUGUCAGGGUUGUUUCUUCUUCUGCCUCGCGCAGGGGACCGACAGCCGCGAGGUCAUAUGCGAUACUGUAUUCUCGCAAGUCAGAGAGGCCUUUCAGAGUCUGGAAAGAGCAAUUCAAGCCAUGAACGGGUCGGAUAUCAUCGAAAACCCCCACGGCGCGGUACAGAUCAUGGCCAGUAUCGUGCAGAUGCUUCACUUCGAGGUCGCAGCCUUGACAUUUGAGAACUGUGCCGCACACCUCAAUGCUGCUCUGGCGCUUUUCGGUCAACUCUUCGACAAAUCAUGUACUGCUGAGCCAGUUGGGCUCCGAGCGCAGUUCAAUACGUUCAUGGGCCGCCUGGGGCCAUUGUCAUUCAUCCCCCCGGCCGAGCACAUUCUCAUUCCGAGCGGUGAGCAGGAUGCGUUUUAUUUUUCGACUGCUCUUCUAUUAUUCGAUGACAUUAUUGCCAGCACCACUUUGCAAAAACGACCUCGGUUAUACCAAUAUCACCAGAGUCUACUCGAAAGCACCGAAGGACGAGAACCUGUAAUCAACUUGGAAGAAGUUAUCGGAUGCCAAAACAUGACAAUUGUACAGAUUGGUGAGAUAGCAGUCCUCGACGAAUGGAAAAAGCAAUGUCAGAACACCGGAAAUCUCAAUGUGAUUGAGCUGGCCAGACGCGCGACACGGAUUAAAAAUGUCCUAGAAGGACACAUCAUGCGCCUUGAACACGAGCCUACUGAGGGACGUAAAAACGGCGGAAAUUUACUAGAUCUUCUCGCACCGAAUGACGGCGCAUCGAGCUCACGCCGUUUGGUUACGCUUGUCUGGACUCGAGCUACUCUCCUUUACCUGCAUGUCGUUGUGUCCGGAUGGCAGCCGGCGAGCGAUGAGGUCCGAUAUCAUGUUGGCCAAAUGAUUGACUUGUUGGCGAAUGAACUAUCCCCAAGUACAUUGAUACGCUCGAUGGUAUGGCCGUUCUGCAUUGCAGGCUGUCUUGCUCAGCCGGCCCAGCGAGUUGAAAUACGUCGAAUGGUGGAGGCUUUGCAGCCCUCAAUAGUGUUUAGCACUAUACGGAAAGCACUGCAGAUCAUGGAAAAUGUGUGGCAUAGAAACGAAGAAGAUGCGUGUCAAGACUUUGCUGCAUGCUUCAGAGCUCAUGGUGAUAUGGUAUUGCUAGUCUGA
Clonostachys byssicola is the source of this 1722-nucleotide messenger RNA. Lineage: Eukaryota; Fungi; Ascomycota; Sordariomycetes; Hypocreales; Bionectriaceae. The record is from the annotation of a GenBank genome assembly.